AUGUCGACUUCCGUCUCGCAGACCGUAUACCUGGUCACCGGCACCGCUCGCGGAAUCGGCUUUGGCCUCGUCUCCUCGCUCGUCAAGCGACCCGACGCGGUUGUCUUUGCCGGCGUUCGCGACGUCAACAAGGCGGAUGCGCUCAGUGCGCUCGCAAAGGAGGCGCCAAACCUGCACAUCGUCCAGCUCGAGUCGGGCUCGGUGGAAGAUGCCAAGGCCGUUGCGGCAAUCAUCGAGCAGACGGCAGGCAAGCUGGAUAUCGUGAUCGCUAAUGCUGGCAUCUCCGACGGAUACGGCGAUGUCGUCGACGUUCCGCCCGCCGUUUUCGAGCGCCACUUCCAGGUCAACACGAUGGGCCCACUCGUCCUCUUCCAAGCAGUCGCCUCGCUCCUCGCCAAAUCCUCCCACCCUCAGUUCGCCGCAAUUUCAACCGCGCCAGCUUCGCUCACCAACCUCAUGCCGAUGCGCAUGACCGCCUACACCCUCUCCAAAGCCGCGCUCAAUUUCCUCACCCUCCGCAUCAACGAGGAACAUGAGAAGGACCACAUCGCUUCCUACGCCAUUAGUCCAGGGUGGGCUCAGACAGACAUGGGUAACGCAGGAGCCAGAGCGUUCGGCCUCGAGGAGGCGCCCGUCAAGCUCGAGGACAGCGUCGCGGGCAUUCUCAAGAUCGUCGAUGGCGCGACGAGGGAGAAGACGGGCGGAAAGUUCUGGGACUACACGGGAGACGAGCUGAGCUGGUGA
Messenger RNA from Rhodotorula toruloides NP11, 744 nucleotides. Its product is annotated as short-chain dehydrogenase/reductase SDR family protein. The transcript is spliced from 3 exons. The record is from RefSeq and is a predicted model, not a curated record. The coding region runs from base 1 to 744 and encodes 247 amino acids. NCBI's taxonomy places the organism in Eukaryota, Fungi, Basidiomycota, Microbotryomycetes, Sporidiobolales, Sporidiobolaceae.